GAGCAAAGUAUUUUACGAAAAAGGAAGGCAGGAUGCUAUAGUGAGGGGUGUUCGGGGUCUCUGGUGAGUUAGCAGACGAAAUGCCUCAAAAACUUGAGUUGCUUGCUUUUGAAUGUCGACCGUGACGGUCGCGUCUUGCGUUCGCCGUGUACUUUCUCGUGCUCCUCAUCCCAAUUCUGGAUGGAGCCACAUUACACGACGGGCUAAGUCCGAGGUCGCUUCUACCUCUGGAACUAACCUCCCGAAACCACGUCUAAAUUACCGCGACAUUGCAGAUAAUGCUGUCUUCAAGUCUCAUAAUGCCUUCAAUCGAAAGGCGUCUCUACCUAUUGGGGCGAUACAGGCUAUCGACAAGCUGUAUUCUCACCAGAAACAGUUAACGCUCACACUCAAUUCCAAACGGAACGAACGGUCUUUACUCGGGGAUCGAAUACGUGAAGUCGCAAAAGAUGCUGAGGCAAGGAACACUGCUCUCAAAGCAGCCAAAGCUUUGAAGGACCAGAUAACUGACUUGGAAGCGAAGUUGGAGGAGAUCGACGAUGAGUUAUUCCGUCUUGCCAUCGCGGUGCCAAACGACACACAUCCUGAAGUUCCCAUCGGUCCUGAAUCUGUUGCAACAGUACUCUCGCACCAUGGUCCUGAACCUAUACCUGCUUCCCCAAGUAGGGAUCAUGUUGACAUUGCUCGUGCUCUAAACCUUGUGGACUUCCAAGCCGGUGCUACAGUCACUGGAACUUCGUGGUAUUAUCUCAUUAAUGAGGGCGCCUUACUCGAAAUCGCACUUGUCAACUAUGCUUUAAGUAUCGCUAGCAAAUAUGGUUUUACACCAGUGACGGUGCCGGACGUCAUUCGUGCAGACAUUGCACACCGAUGUGGGUUCCAUCCUCGAGACCAGGAGGCUGAUCAAAUGUACCGAAUCGCCAACAUUGGUUCCUCAGAUGCACCCGAGCUCGUUCUGGCAGGGACAGCCGAGAUUCCUCUCGCGGGGAUGUUCGCAAACAAAAUCUACAACGACCAUGACUUACCCAGGAGAGUUGUCGGCCUGGGUAGGGCCUUUCGUGCAGAGGCUGGGGCACGCGGAGCUGAUACCAGGGGAUUGUAUAGAGUCCACCAGUUUACCAAGUUGGAAUUGUUUGCUGUUACUGCUGAAGAGAAGAGUGAUGAGAUAAUGGAGGAGUUCAGAAAGAUUCAGGUCGAGAUUUUUGAGGGAUUGGGUUUCCCAUUUAGAGUCUUAGACAUGCCCACUGAGGAACUUGGCGCUUCCGCAUACCGCAAGUACGACAUGGAGGCGUGGAUGCCGGGACGCGGUUCCUGGGGUGAGAUUUCCUCCACGUCCAACUGCACAGACUACCAGUCGCGCCGGAUGCACAUUCGCUAUCGAAAACAGGUCGAUGACCCUAAGCAACCCACCCAGAUUCCGUUCGCUCAUACGUUGAAUGGCACGGCAGCUGCGGUUCCGAGGUUGAUCGUAGCAUUGUUGGAGAAUGGCGUUCGGUUUGAUGAGGGGAACGUUGCGGGUUUGGAUUUACCAAAGAUCCUGAGGCCUUUCUGGGUUGGUGGGAGUGGGAGGGACAUUAUCCGUUGGGUCUGAAACCUGAGGUGUUGAGGCGCGUGCGGUAUCACCUUGAGAUGUGCUCUCAUAAAAAGGGCCAUCUUCAUCUCAUUGCAAUAUAGUCGGUACAUUCGUCGUAUAUUUGCAUUGGAAAUGACAGUGCAACGCGGGGUUAUCACGCGUCAUCAAGCUUUUCUAUCUCGCUCACUAGGUUCAUGUGCUUCGUCGUACCUUCUGACGUCUUCUAAAGUCCGUCGCUUUCGGCCUUGAGUAUAUGAAUAUUAUGGCACCAGUGACACGCUCACAUUCACUGCUCACCUUACUGCGAGUGAAGCGAUUGAGCUGAAGGAGGUCAGACAAUUGAACGUGCGCCUACUGAUCGAAAGAUCUCAAG
This is a messenger RNA of Somion occarium, 1946 nucleotides long. The record is from the annotation of a GenBank genome assembly. NCBI's taxonomy places the organism in Eukaryota, Fungi, Basidiomycota, Agaricomycetes, Polyporales, Cerrenaceae.